This is a messenger RNA of Spinacia oleracea (spinach), 1218 nucleotides long. RefSeq lists its product as uncharacterized. The record is from RefSeq and is a predicted model, not a curated record. The coding region runs from base 149 to 877 and encodes 242 amino acids. The transcript has a single exon. Lineage: Eukaryota; Viridiplantae; Streptophyta; Magnoliopsida; Caryophyllales; Amaranthaceae.
CAUUCCCCACAACUCCAUUGUUUCGCACACCACAACCCCCCUCUCUCUUUCUAUCUCCUCUUUUCUUUCCCAAAACACCAUAUUCUCUCUCACUCGGACGAAAACCGCUUCUUCAAUUUUCUCUCUCCUCAAACAAAAUUCAAAAUCAAUGGAGUCCUCUUCCUCCUCCUACCAUGAAAUAGACUCCAUCAAAAUGGAGAAACAGAAAGCGAUGCGACGCUUUAGAACUUUCAAGAAGAUCGCUAACAUUGUUCGAACUCUUGAAAUCGUCGUCGCAGUUACGGUCAUCUCGUACUCUAUCUCCUUCACAACUUCGCAUUUACCGGCCGCGGUUAAAGUCGCCGGCGGUUUUUUUCGGCGGCUUUCCUCUCUCCUUUUCAGUCCUCACUUCGUCUUCCUUGUUGGUAACGUCAUCAUUAUCACUCUCUUCGCUAAAUCCUCCGCCGACAAAACCUCCUCCGAUAAUGUCGGAGAUGAAAUUUCUUCCGAAAAAUUCGCUGAGAUUGCUACAGACGGAAUCUCCGGCGAGAAAAUUUCGUCGGCUGAUGUCGGUGACGAAAUCACUACCGAGGCAGAGAAUAUCGUUUGCGAGUCUCCGGCGGUGGUGGAGAAGAGUGAGGAGAGAGAAUCCGAGGAGAAGGUUUACAGGAGGACGAAAUCGACGUCGGAGAUGGUUGUUAUGAAGGAGGAAAAGAAGGAGCUACGACGAUCGGAGACGGCAGUUCGUCGAAAAAUCGAGAAAUCGCCUCUGAAUAACCGGAAAUUUGAAGUUGAUGAGUUGAGCAACGAUGAGUUCAACAGGAAAAUUGAAGCAUUCAUUGAGAAGCAGCAGAGAUUCUUAAGAGAAGAGAAAUUGGCUGUGGUUUUGAGUAAUUAAUAAUAAAUAGUGAGUAAUUAGCCGUAAUUAAUCUAUGUUAAUUACGGUUUAAUAUUUGAGAGCAGAGGAAAAAACAGAGUAUGGUACUGGUAGGAAGUGUUAGUUUUUCGACACUUUCUUUCCUUUGUGAUGUACAGCUUUAGGCGGUAAGUGAUAGUAUGAUCGAAAAUAUCAAAAUUAACUGUGUUAAUGUUAAUGUUACUGUUAAAAAUUAAAAGUAUUAGCAACCUUGUUCUUGAAGUUAUGUGAUGUAAUUAAAGUUCAAUGGUGUUUCAAGUCAAAUUUGUCCAGGAUUUUAAGUCAAAUAAUUAUUUGAAAAGAAUAGUUUUUUUUUUAUGAAA